AUGGCAGCCUGGGAGACCGUACUGUCUGCUCUGCUCCUCUUCCUGCUCGCGGGGCUCUAUUUGGCAGGAGCGUUCCGCCGGCAAAGAGCUGAAGAGCCGCCCCUGGACAAAGGCUUCCUUCCGUGGCUGGGCUAUGCGCUGGCUUUCAAGAAAGACGGCCUGGAACUUCUGCAAAGAAUGCAAAAGAAACACGGGGACAUUUUCACUCUUCUGAUCGGAGGCCGCUUCAUCACGUUUGUGCUGGACCCUCAUUCUUAUGGCGCCAUCGUGAAAGAAUCCAAAAGCAAGCUGGAUUUUGACAUGUUUGGAUCAGAGGUGGUCUCGGCCUUGUUUCGCUUUUCUCCUGCUGGGGAAGACCACAAGCUGAUGAUGGCGUUGAGUGCGAAAUAUCUAAUGGGAGAGGGAUUAGCUGUUAUGAAUCAGGCCAUGGUUGAAAACUUACAGAUUGUGAUGUUCCACAAGAAGGGCUCCAGAGACGAGAAUGGCUCCUGGCAACAAGAUGGAGUCUACCGCUUCAGCUGCAACACCAUUUUCACGGCUUCCUUCCUCAGUUUCUUCGGCCACGAGUCAGAGGAUAAGGCAGAGAAGAAGGUAAACCUGACCGAUCAUGAAAUCGUUCAGUUUGAAAAGCUCUUUGAAGAACUGCAUAAAUUUGAUCUUCUGGUCCCCAGCAUGGUCUAUAAAACAUUGGCCCCUGGGCAAAGGAAAGAAGCCCAGCAGCUGUACAAUUUCUUCUGGGACAUCCUGUCAGUGAGUAAAAUGCACAAGAGGUACAAUGUCUGUAGCUGGAUUAGUGAACAAGAACGGAUAUGGGCUGAAAAGGGGAUGCCUGAAAAUAUCAGAGCUAGACAUCUGUUUCUUAUGCUCUGGGCAGUCCAAACGAAUACCGGUCCGGCUUCCUUCUGGGUUCUCAUCCACCUUCUAAAAUAUCCUGAAGCGAUGGAAGCCGCGAGGAAAGAAGUAGACGGGUUGCUCAAAGAGAACGGCCCCCGCGUCAAGUUAGGGGACCAACUGAUCGACCUCACCAGGAAGAUGUUAACCAAAAGCCCAGUCCUGGGCAGUGUGAUUGAGGAAACGUUGCGCCUGAAAGUGAGGUCGAUUCUGAUGAGAUCUGUGGUGAAAGAUAUGGACCUCCAGAUGGAUAACGGGAGGAGGUACGCCCUCCGCAAAGGAGACAGGGUCGCGCUGUCCCCUUACGUGGCCGCGCAGACGGACCCAGAAGUCUAUCCCGACCCGCUGACUUUCCGAUAUGACCGGUUUCUGAACUCUAACGGUCUUGUGAAGAACUUCUACAAGAGUGGGAAAAAACUGAAAUACUAUAAUGUCCCAUUUGGAAUAGGGCCGUCUAAAUGCCCCGGACGCUUCUUCGCCGUGACUGAAAUAAAAAUGUUUGCUUUCCUGAUGCUGGCCUGCUUUGACCUUGAGCUGGUCGAUGGCGAAGAGGAAAUCCCACCAGCUGAUAAGAGCCAGUUUGGAUUUGGAACAAUUCUGCCAGUCCACGACAUCCAAUUUAGAUAUCGCCUACGCUGUCAGUUAGACACAAAAUAGAACUGUUGGUGU
Heteronotia binoei (common prickly gecko) is the source of this 1560-nucleotide messenger RNA. RefSeq names its product 5-beta-cholestane-3-alpha,7-alpha-diol 12-alpha-hydroxylase-like. NCBI's taxonomy places the organism in Eukaryota, Metazoa, Chordata, Lepidosauria, Squamata, Gekkonidae. Bases 1 to 1548 code for a protein of 515 amino acids. The record is from RefSeq and is a predicted model, not a curated record. Gene Ontology annotation, molecular function: heme binding; sterol 12-alpha-hydroxylase activity; iron ion binding. The transcript has a single exon.